AUGGCCGCAGCCAAAGCCGUGAGCGGCUUUCAUCAAGACCACUGGCCUUCGCUGCCACCAGGUCCCGCAGAAGCUACUCCAAGCGGAGCCUUGGAGGGCAAGGCCGGCACCAUUACCUCCAACGAGUGGAGCUCUCCCAACUCCCCCGAGGGGAGCAACGUCUCUGGGGGCAGCCAGGCCUUGGACAAGCCCAUCGACAAUGACGCGGAGGGUGUGUGGAGCCCCGACAUCGAGCAGAGCUUCCAGGAGGCCCUGGCCAUCUACCCGCCCUGCGGCCGCCGCAAGAUCAUCCUGUCCGACGAGGGCAAGAUGUACGGUCGGAACGAGCUGAUUGCCCGAUACAUCAAGCUCCGGACAGGGAAAACCCGUACCAGGAAGCAGGUCUCCAGCCACAUCCAGGUGCUGGCUCGUCGCAAAGCCCGCGAGAUCCAAGCCAAACUGAAGGACCAGGCAGCGAAGGACAAGGCCCUGCAGAGCAUGGCUACCAUGUCAUCGGCCCAGAUCAUUUCCGCCUCCGCCUUCCACAGUAAAAUGGCCCUGGCCCGGGGCCCCGGCUACGCAGCUGUCUCAGGGUUUUGGCAGGGAAAUUUGCCGGGACAAGCCGGAACAUCCCACGAUGUGAAACCUUUCUCCCCGCAAUCCUACGCCGCCGUCCAGCCCUCCCUGCCGCUGCCAGGAGCUGCCCCGUCCCCACCGGCGCCCCCGUGGCAGGGCCGCAGCGUGGCCAGCUCCAAGCUGUGGAUGUUGGAGUUCUCCGCCUUCCUGGAGCAGCAGGACCCCGAUGCAUACAACAAGCACCUUUUCGUGCACAUCGGCCAGUCCAGCCCCAGCUACAGUGACCCCUACCUCGAGGCCGUGGACAUCCGCCAGAUCUACGACAAAUUCCCGGAGAAGAAGGGAGGGCUCAAGGAGCUCUUUGAACGGGGUCCCACCAACGCCUUCUUCCUCGUGAAGUUCUGGGCAGACCUCAACACCAACAUGGAGGACGAAGGCAACUCCUUCUAUGGGGUGUCCAGCCAGUACGAGAGCCCAGAGAACAUGAUCAUCACCUGCUCCACCAAGGUCUGCUCCUUUGGCAAGCAGGUGGUGGAGAAAGUGGAGACCGAGUACGCGCGUUAUGAGAACGGCCACUACUCCUACCGCAUCCACCGGUCGCCGCUGUGUGAGUACAUGAUCAACUUCAUCCACAAGCUGAAGCACCUGCCGGAGAAGUACAUGAUGAACAGCGUGCUGGAGAACUUCACCAUCCUGCAGGUGGUCACCAACAGAGACACGCAGGAGACUCUCCUGUGCAUCGCCUACGUCUUCGAGGUGUCCGCCAGCGAGCAUGGGGCCCAGCAUCACAUCUACCGGCUGGUGAAGGAAUGAGAGACUCGGGGAGCA
This is a messenger RNA of Sorex fumeus (smoky shrew), 1383 nucleotides long. It is a transcript of the gene TEAD4, whose product is annotated as TEA domain transcription factor 4. The transcript is spliced from 12 exons. Gene Ontology annotation, molecular function: RNA polymerase II cis-regulatory region sequence-specific DNA binding; DNA-binding transcription factor activity, RNA polymerase II-specific. The record is from RefSeq and is a predicted model, not a curated record. Lineage: Eukaryota; Metazoa; Chordata; Mammalia; Eulipotyphla; Soricidae. Gene Ontology annotation, cellular component: transcription regulator complex. Gene Ontology annotation, biological process: embryonic organ development; regulation of transcription by RNA polymerase II; hippo signaling. The coding region runs from base 1 to 1368 and encodes 455 amino acids.